GGACUUCCGAAAGCCGAACAGCGCUCCGACCGGUGACUGGCUGGGGCUUUGUUAACUAUUCAUGAAGGGGCGGCCCGAAUCGGGGUGCCUUUGUUAACCCGGGAGGGCGCGGCUUCUGGGAUUUUCGCUGCGGGCUUCACUGAGUUGGGCUUGGUCUCCAGAUUGGGGUCGAGAUGUCCUACGUCCCGGGCCAGCCGGUCACCGCCGUGGUGCAAAGAGUUGAAAUUCACAAGCUGCGUCAAGGUGAGAACUUAAUACUGGGCUUCAGCAUUGGAGGUGGAAUUGACCAGGAUCCCUCCCAGAAUCCGUUCUCAGAAGACAAGACAGACAAGGGCAUUUACGUCACACGAGUAUCUGAAGGAGGCCCUGCUGAAAUUGCUGGGCUGCAGAUUGGAGACAAGAUUAUGCAGGUGAAUGGCUGGGACAUGACCAUGGUCACGCAUGACCAAGCCCGGAAGCGGCUCACCAAGCGCUCGGAGGAGGUGGUGCGCCUGCUGGUGACACGGCAGUCGCUGCAGAAGGCAGUGCAGCAGUCCAUGCUGUCCUAGCAGCCCGCCAUGGUCCCGGACUUGGGCCUGCCUGCCUACAGUGACACAUGUCCACGCUCUGUCAGCACCUCAUCCUGGCUUCUUCUAAGUACUGGCCCCUGGCUUGGAAAGGCCAGAGCUGGUCCCAGAGGCCUGUCCCUGGGACCUGACCCAGCCUUCCUUCCCCACCUCUCACCACUGGCCCCAGGCUCUGGGACCAGCUCUCAUCCUCAGAACUAUCAGUCUGUUGGCCUCCCCAGACCCUGGGGCUGUCUGGCCUUAGCAGUGCCCAGAUGGGCAGGAGGCUGGGGAAUGCUGGGUGGGGCCAGCCUUUCCCACACUGAGCCCUGGCUCCAGGGCUUGGCCUUGCCCCCACGUCUCAGCUCUGCAGUGACUAUACCCCAUGUUUUUUUCCUGCUUUCCCCAGCAGGGACUUGACACACACCCAGAGACACUACAGAAGUUCGUCUGAACGGAAGCCAGGCAGGCUCACAGUUUACCCCAGGGCCUCCCCAGGGUUCACCUGCUUACAAGAUUUAGAUGAAGUCCAAGGCUGACAUUUCAGGGCAGUUCUCAGGAUUGCCAGUUCCUUCUAUUCCUGUGGGUUUAACUUUAUAUUUUUUUAAUCACAACUUUGAUACAGAAGCAUUUUUACCUUACUAUUUGGAGAUGCCAAUUCUACUUUUGAAUUUAGCUUACUAAAUCACAUAUGGGAACAACA
Molecule: messenger RNA, 1248 nt
Organism: Enhydra lutris kenyoni (northern sea otter)
Lineage: Eukaryota; Metazoa; Chordata; Mammalia; Carnivora; Mustelidae
Product: Tax1 binding protein 3
Exons: 4
Coding region: 174-548 (124 amino acids)
Biological process (GO): neurotransmitter receptor transport, endosome to postsynaptic membrane; neurotransmitter receptor transport postsynaptic membrane to endosome
Cellular component (GO): adherens junction; postsynaptic membrane; postsynaptic density
Molecular function (GO): protein binding
Source: RefSeq, a predicted model, not a curated record